AUGUUACCAUACUAUUCAUUGGAAGAUUCGCUAAAUAGCUUGUUCUCUAAUUCUCAAUAUCAAUAUUGUCUUUUGACAAUAAAUAGCAAUUGUGUUAGCAUUAUUAAAACUUCUGAAGGGCUUUACAAAGUUUUUGAUCCUCACUCAAGAGAUACUUACGGUAUUCCUGAUCCAAAUGGUAAAUGUGUUUUGGUUUCAAUUGAUAGCAUAGGAAAUUUAGUAACCUACUUUCAAAAUACUAUACCUGUACGAAGUGUGACACCAUUUGAAAUAAAAGGUGUAACAGUUGAGCUAAUGGCAUUUGAGUCAGCAGAACAAACAGACACUUCAGGUCAAAAAGCAAAUACAAAUAGAGCUUCUUACAAAAGGCGACAAACAACAGAGAGUGCAAGUCAUAAACAAGCUUGGUUGGAAAAUGCUAGGAUCUACAAAAAGAGAAAACAACCCGAGAAAGAAGUAAGAAAUUUACAGAAUCAGGGUGAUUAUCUUGAAAGGUUUGACAUCACAAAUGGUGGUAUUUAUGAACAAGCUUGGGCAAAAUUUAACAUGCAAAAGUUUAGCAAAUCCAUUCAUUAUAUUGUAGCCAAAUGCACAAUUUGUAAAGAAGCAUGGCCUGUAAAAGCAUCUUCAAAAAUAUCUGAAACAUAUGUAUGCCAAAGGUGUUCUAGAGAUAAGAAAUCUCCAAGAAAAUUUUCAUUUGAAAAUUCAAUGAUUCCAUCCCCUCAACCUGUCCAGUUACAGGGUUUGACUCAAGUGGAAGAAAUGUUGAUUGCUCAAGCUCUCCCAAUUAUGAGAGUUUAUAUUAAGCCUGGUGGGCAGAGGGGUUACUCAGGUCAUUGUGUGAAUCUGCCACAAAAUAUUACAGAGCUGGCAACAUCAUUGCCACGAUAUCCGAGAGCAUUAUCUGUAAUUCUGGUUAAAGUGAAAGGUAAAAACAAUACAUUUAAAGAUGUAAAAGUAAGAAGAGAGAAAGUACAUAAUGCAUUAUUGUGGUUGAUACAAAAUAAUCCUCUUUAUGCUGAGUUAGAAAUAGAUACUGAUGCAUUGAAUUCUUUACCAGAAAAUGGUGUUCCAACUGAUCUCAUGGCUGUUGAGACUGAAGAUGAUAUAAUUAACGAUAGUGACAUGAUGCCUGAUGAAGGCCCACUUACUGAUAACCCAGAUGAGGACAUUGUUUAUAAUAACUCCACAGAAUUAGUAGUUUUCUACCAGUUGGUGAACAGAAAGUACAAGAAAAGGAAGCUGUUAGAAACCAGCUGUCAGGUAAUGAAGCAAUUGCAUGGCCAACAGUUGGAGACCAAGCUUUAAACGAAUAUCAAAUAUCUUGCCUAGCCACAAUGGCCUUUCCAACAUUAUUCCCAGAUGCAAAAGGGGAUCCAACUAAUGAAAGCCUUUUGAGAGAUGUUUCUUUUGCAGAACGAAUUAAACAUUUAAUUAAAUAUGGUGAGUUCAUUGAUUCAAAAUUUUCAUAUUGGGCGCUUAAUAUGAUUCACAGAAAAAGAAUUUUGCAACAGAGUGGAAUAUUUCUCAAGCAAAAUCCAGGUGAAGCACAUCUCACUAUUGAUGAACUACGUGAAAUGGCUGCAGGUAACAACUCAGCUGCAUUCAUGUCCAAAAUAUCAAGAUAUAUUGGAAAUAUUUCAGGUAGUAAUGCAUAUUGGAAUAAAGUUAGAGAGGAACUGGAAGCUAUAAUCACGAAUGUUGGGGCGCCAACCAUUUUCUUUACAUUUUCAUCAGCUAAUAUGCACUGGCCUGAGUUACACUCUUUACUGGGAACUGAUACAGCCAAUUCUAGCAUUGAUAUAAGACGACAAAAUGUAAUAAAUAAUCCACACAUUGUGGACUGUUUUUUUACUCAAAGGCUAGAAUGUUUUAUUAAACACUGGCUUUAUAAUACCCUAGGUGCAAAAUGGCACUGGUUUAGAUAUGAAUACCAAGGUAGAGGUAGUAUUCAUUGUCAUGGUACUGCUAAACUAAAUAAUGACCCAGGCUUGUGUCAACUUACUCAGACUCAGACUGCUUUGAAAGGAUUCUUGUCUCAGAAAGUCAAAGACGAGAAUAGUAUCCUAAUUGACACAACAGAACUCGAUCAGGAUAUUGAAGCUGGUCAAAAAGCAGCUGACACAGUAUGUCAGUAUGUUGAUUGGUUGUUAUCAACUGUUAACCCCAACCCACCAGAUGAGAAUAUCUGGAUACGACCAAAUAUUCACCCUUGCCAAAAAUGCCAUGGUGAUAUUACUGACGAGGAACAAAAUAGUGAUUAUAUAGAUCUUUUAAAUAUGGUCCAGCGACACACUCGCUGUAGCACAAGUUACUGUCUAAGAAAGAAAUCUAAUGAGUCAGAAUUAAAAUGUAGGUUCCAUUUUCCUUUUGUUCACUGUCCACAGACUAAAUUAGAGUUUGAGAAAGUUAAUAGUAAGGAUGACAACAUCCAUUAUAAAGCAAGAGUUGUUACCAGACGAAAUGAUUCAAGGGUGAAUAAUCACCAACAAGUGCAGUUGCAAGGCUGGAGAGCAAAUUGUGAUAUACAGGUUGUAAUUGAUCAUUAUGCUUGUGUUGAAUAUCUCGCAAAGUAUGCUGCUAAGGGUGAACCAAGGUUAUCUGUUCUUAAAGAUGCAUUUAAUAAUAUCAUGCAAAAAGUCGGCAAUAAUAGUGAUCCUCACAGAGCUAUAAAAAAAGUAGUAAUGAAAACAAUGGGUGAAAGAGACUAUGCAGCUCAAGAGACCAUGCAUCAUUUGUUGUCCUUAAAACUCCACAGCUCUUCAUUUGAAGUCAUUCCAGUAAGCCUUAAUGGUUCACGAAAAGAGUACGUGACAGUUCUGCUAUUGAAGAUGGUGAUUCCUGUACCAAUGAUUCACUACUUGACUUUUAUGCAAAUCGGGAACAGCUUGAUAAUUCUCGUCAUAUUAUGAACAUGAAUUUUGUUGAGUUUGCCACAAGUUUCAAAGUUGCUAACAAUAAAUUAACAGAGUUGCCUGAACAUGUUAUAUCAAGAUUUUUUCCAACUUAUUCGCCUAAUCCUAGAGGGUCAAAUUUUGCCCUUUAUUGUAAGUAUCAACUACUGAGAUACAAACCUUGGACAAAGACUCAGAGUGAUGUAUGGGGUGGCCAAGAAAAUCCAACAGAUGAACUUUUAAUUGAUGCUUGGAAAGAAUAUUUGCAAACACCUUCUGCGCAAGAGCCAGUGCCAGACUGGCUUGAGAAACUACAGUGUAUUGUUCAGAGUCAACAUGACACUGGUGAUCAAUCUUGUGAUGACCAAGGCAAUACUAGAGAAGAAUGGAUGAUCUUAUCUGAUCUUAACACACCAUUUGAGAACUUGGAGCAACUACCAGUAUUAGCAAAUGAAUGGCACCAUGACACAAAUCACUAUUCUGAACAACAAGUUAAUGAAAUGCCAACUUGGAUAAAAACCAUGAGACAAGAUCAUGUUGUUAAUGCUGACUAUGAUGUUGUCGAUAUAAACAGUUUCAGUGAAAUGCAGAAACUAGGUUAUGAUAUUGUGAAAAUGUUUCAUUACAGAAAAACCCACUGUGUCUCAUUGUUAUUGGUGUUGCUGGCACUGGUAAAAGUUAUCUUAUCACUGCUCUUCGCAAUCUUUUACAAACUAAAUGUGCUGUUACUGCAACAACUAGUAAGGCUGCUUAUAAUAUAGGAGGUAUUACUAUUCAUUCUUUGUUAAAGUUGCCAAUUGGAUCCCGUGGAAGAAAUGAUCUUACAGGUCAGAGCUUGUGCAGACUCCAAGAAUCCUCGCAUGGAAUUGAGUAUAAUAUUAUUGAUGAAUAUUCUAUUCUCGGACAAGUAACAUUUGGUUGGAUUGACAAACGUUGCAAACAGGCUACGGGGUUUCACAAUAAAAUUCUUGGUGGAAAGUCUCUUAUUCUUUUUGGUGAUCCAGGUCAGUUACCACCUGUGGCAGACAAACCGCUCUACCAUGCCAAACCAUCAAGUGCUGUUGGUGAACAGGGGUUUCAAACUUACAGAAUGUUUGAUAGAGUUGUUAAGCUUACUGUCAAUCAGCGAGUGCAAGGUAUGAGCGCAGAACAAAUCCAGUUUAGAGAAUUGUUGCUGAGGCUUCGAAAAGGAGAAUCCACGGUUGAUGACUGGAAAUUAUUGUUGACACGUCAGCCAUCUGCUGUCACAAAUUUGUGUGAUUUUCAGGAUUCCACUCGACUACUUUACAGUAAUGAACAAGUUGCAAAUUACAAUCAUCAGCAACUGACCAAACUUAAACAUCCAGUUGCUCAAAUUCGAGCAUGCCAUUCAUCUGCAACUGCAGCAAAAAUACCAAGUGAAGAUAUGUCUGGUUUGGAACCAAUAGUAUUUUUAGCAAAGGGUGCGAAAGUGAUGCUGACCAUGAAUUUGUAG
Molecule: messenger RNA, 4368 nt
Organism: Paramuricea clavata
Lineage: Eukaryota; Metazoa; Cnidaria; Anthozoa; Malacalcyonacea; Plexauridae
Source: the annotation of a GenBank genome assembly